Sclerotinia sclerotiorum 1980 UF-70 is the source of this 3663-nucleotide messenger RNA. RefSeq lists its product as hypothetical. Lineage: Eukaryota; Fungi; Ascomycota; Leotiomycetes; Helotiales; Sclerotiniaceae. The record is from RefSeq and is a predicted model, not a curated record. Gene Ontology annotation, molecular function: protein binding. Gene Ontology annotation, cellular component: TORC2 complex; TORC1 complex. Gene Ontology annotation, biological process: regulation of actin cytoskeleton organization; TOR signaling. The transcript is spliced from 4 exons. Bases 1 to 3663 code for a protein of 1220 amino acids.
AUGCCUCUCCAAAAUGGAUUUGAUUUCGCCCCAAUCUUGCCAGGGGCUACUGUCGCGACUAGAGAAGUGGCACUAUUCCCUAAUACAUCUGCGUUGAAAAGACGAGAUUGGGAAGGAAACAAAGAUGCAAGUCCACGGCCUCACUGGAGGUCGCACUCUGCGGUCGGGAGUGCUUCAAAGAGAAGAAAAACGUCGAGCGACAUGAUAGAUGACAGCUCUCCUCAGGAGCUGCAGUCCACAAUAGGCAAUGAAACCACAAAGCGGCGGACAAUGGGGAGAAUGGGUGGACAGCAUCCCGCCCAGCACUCGAAUGGACGAGCACAAGGAAAUGGAGGAUCUAUGAACGAAGGCUCCCAUUUAGAGCUGUGCCCCACGAUCGAAGAUGGUCCGAAACCAAGACGGUCGACGAGAGCGUUGACGGAGCAGGAUUUUACCCAGCACCUAAGUGAGCAUGCUCAGGAUAAUGAAGAAUUUGCGGCUUCUCGAGGAGGCGCGGUUUCAGUUGUUCUACCUCCUAAACGAGCCACCUCGAGCUUUAGCGAGGUAUCAAACUCUCCAGUCAUCCAGUCUACCUCUCCUCUAUCAUCUCAGGAUAAGGCUAGAAUCUUUUCCGAGAACAUCUAUGACCAAGUCUAUAUGCACAUGAAUACUGCGAUGAUUCGUCAUAAACAAACGAUAAAUCCAUCGAAGCUCCAAGAGAUUGGUAGCUCGGUUGCUGGCGUACUUGUGGACAGCCCUAUGUUCGAAAACUUCAAUCGUUAUGAAGUCUCGCGCGAGGACGAGAUCAUGAUAUCACAGAAAGUUAGGCACUAUGUAGACGAGUUUGUUGCAUACAGCCUAGCUCCAGCUACAUUUUUUGGCACAGAAGUUGCUGGCGCCCCUGGCCCUCGCAAGGAUAAACUAAAAACAAAGAAAACAAGCAGUAUUCCUCCAAGAGGCACGCGAUCUCAAACUCAACAUCUUCAAGCGGAUGUUUUAAGUGUUUCCUCGACAGAUACUAAGUCCCCUCGACAUGACACCCCGCCUAAGGAGGAAGGUGGUGAAUUCGAUGACUUACAGCACACUAGCGGCGAUGCUAUGCAUGUUGACACAGACCUGGAUCUAAUUGACAGGACGUCGUCUCGUGGUACGGCUGAUCCUGGCCAAACCAUACAUGGAAAAUUGCGACCAUAUAUCGACGCUAGAAGUCGAAAGAGAAUCCGCCGUGGUCUCUUGCGUGUCUCCGAUCGAGAACGGGAAAUGAUUCUCGGGCAUAUUUAUCACAUUGACUUUUUUGAGGAAGAGCUAUCGAUCGUCCGCCAAAUCCUUCAAUCACAAACUUCCAUAAGAGGAAAUCAAACUAUCGGACUUCUCAUGCAAAAGCAAAAGCUAGAAGUGCCUGAACUGGUCUCGUUGGUGAUGUCACAUCGCGAGGCGCACUGUGAAGAUCUUAGUGAGGACCUUGUUCAUAGUCGUGGGCCAGAAUCAUUAACUGCUUUUCUCAAUGAUGCUGCUGCUGGUGAAAUAUCGGUGAGUGCUAGAACACUUAUGGUAGGUCCGAAACGUCCGAGACAGUUUUCUGCACUCUUAAGACAACGUGAAAUGCAUGGUAUGGCCCCCGUUCGAUCGUGCGGUGGUCAGAGAUCAUAUACACGAGAGAUUAACUCUGUGCUUGAGGACUCAUUACAACGAAAAGUCGAAUGGACCGAUUGUUGCGGUGACAUAUGGGCUAUCAGUUGGACAAGUGAUGAUGCCUUUGUAUGUGGUGCUACUGCACAUUCUGAUAACCAUAACAUGCAAUAUAACAAGCCGGGUAAUCUCGUCGUUGGUUCUGUCUCCAAGGAGUCUUUGGAUGCAAUACCAGAUCACCGGGUUGUACGUCCAAUUGUGAAUGCAAGUGAGAAUGCCGAGAAUGCUCUUGACUCUAUGAGGCAAACCCAAGAUCCUUGGCUUUAUACAUCCAUCUCAGCAAUUUCUCAUAGUCAAAAUAGCGGUCUCACUUUCACCGCAAGCUUUGAUAGGACGGUGAAGGUGUGGAGGGUGUCGCCAUCCGAUACUGGAUCGUCAAUGGAUAUUCUUGGGACUUGGCAACAUGAAGGAAAGGUCAACUUUGUUACAACCUCGGAGCAUCAUGGCCUUGUGGCUACAGCUUCUGAUGUUUAUAACAACGCCGUCCGUGUCUAUCGCCUUGACGUAAGCAAUGUGAGUAGAUCAUCAUUUGAUACCUACAAUGGCGAGAAAGCCGCCGAACAAGCACAGGAAUUACGCAGUAGAGAUGUGUGGGCAUACUAUCCUGCGACCAUACAAUGGGGCAAAGCAGAAAAUGUAUCGCAUCUAGUACUCGUUGGCUACUCGCCACGUUCAGUUAGCAACGAUGAGGUUGACAUUCCUGAAGAUAAGAGAAAUAGUGGAGAGUUGUGCUUGUGGAAUGCCCUCGAUGGGUCAAGGGUUCCUAUUGCUUCUGCGCGUAACCAGAAUGUGUUUGAGGUUGUUUGGCAUCCAAAUAAACCAGCUUUUGUUGCUGCUACAUCUCCUUGUGGCGUUUUCAAGAGCGAAGCAAAAACACAGAUCAGGUUAUUUGCAGCAAGGACGGACAAUGAUAAUUAUACCGCUUUCUAUCCAAUUAGAGUUCUUGAUUGUCCAGCAAUGGAUAUUAACGAACUAACGAUUAUGCCCAACAGCCUUCUUCAGUGCUAUGUAACCGCAAGCUGCACCGAUGGGAAUACUUAUGUUUGGGAUACCGGAGCCAUCGGUGAUGAACCAAUUCAUGUUCUUCCUCAUGGAGAAUCACUCGAUAAUCCUUAUCAUGACCUUCCUCGUGAACUUGCAGACACCGGUGUUAAAUUUGCUGCUUGGGGAAAGACAUCUGACCGUUUUUAUACAGGUGCUUCUGAUGGUAAAGUUAAGGUAUGGGAUAUACAGAGACCGCGCGGGAAAGCACUUGUUCGUGAGAUGCUCGUGGCUUCUGGUGGAAUAGGUGCCGGAGCUUUCUCCUCAGACUUUUCUAAGCUUAUUAUUGGUGAUGCAACGGGAAAGGUUCAUCUUUUAACACGAAGUGAGGAUGAUCCCGAACUAGAGGAUUCUGACUUGGAAGAGUCUGAGAAUCAAUCAGGAGCCCAGCCUAAAAAUAAAGACCGUGGUGUUCCAUAUCUCAGAGGACCUCGGCUGAUCAAGCACCAUCCGGAGCCUGCUCCACCGGACGACCACAGUAUACAAGAUUUCGACACCGGCGUUGAGAUCUCCAACCACUUUGUUCUACAACACUAUAUAACUAUAAAUCCAGACCCGGCUAUUGGUGCAGUCCAGGGUCCAAACUAUCAUGAGUUUGGUCUCUAUCGUUUUGAAGCCCAUAUAGAUCAAGAUGGUACGAAAGCCUUGAUACCUUAUUUUCAGGCUCGGCAGCAGGAUGAAAUACAUAUUAACAUGACACCUGAUCCCCUUCCAAUUCUUCCUACACCUACACAAAGUUCAGAUCUUGUCGCUCAUAUGCGUAAUCUGUCUCUGACAUUUGAAUUUAAUGAGCUGGAGCCCGAAACUCGAAGGCAAUUAUUGAUGGACGGAGCACAGCUUGAAGCGGAUGAUGACUUCGAGUAUGAGAUGAGUCCGAGGACCAUAGGAAAUAUGUAUAAUGAUAAUGAGGCGGUUGCUUGGUAUGGAUGUAUCAUGGUGGGCACUUCAGGAUAG